Messenger RNA from Canariomyces notabilis, 3423 nucleotides. RefSeq lists its product as uncharacterized. Gene Ontology annotation, cellular component: cytosol. Gene Ontology annotation, biological process: telomere maintenance via telomerase; protein stabilization. The transcript has 3 exons. Gene Ontology annotation, molecular function: Hsp90 protein binding; telomeric repeat DNA binding. The record is from RefSeq and is a predicted model, not a curated record. Lineage: Eukaryota; Fungi; Ascomycota; Sordariomycetes; Sordariales; Chaetomiaceae. The coding region runs from base 181 to 3207 and encodes 1008 amino acids.
GACACAGUGAAAGGCAUGGGAGAACCAGAAGCUUGGGAGCAAGCACUGUUUCAUCCGAAGGCUAACAAGAAAUUAUAAUCCUAGCCUUCAUCUAAGUCGCUUAAUCAGUCCAGCUUAGAGAACUAUCGAAGAGAAACGCAAUUUUCCCUCAAGUCCAGUCGUCUCCGCUGCCGCGCAAAGAUGGACGAGCUACUAAAACCAGUCAGCACAGUCCGCAUAAACAAGAGCGACGAUUCGGCAGGGUUGCUAAGAGAGCUGAGCAUUCAGAAUCAGCCCUCCCAUACCCCCCAGGCCAAGCAAAAGCAGCAGACGACAUCUCCCAAUUCACCAGAAGAUGCGCUCGAGAUCCUCAGGCAUGAACCGGACUAUGAUUUACUAAUUUUUGUCUUGAGAUUCCUUUCUCGAUAUGAGUCUGAGCGUCUCGGAUUUCCCAGUAUCAAGUCCCCAAACCCCGUGAACGCCCGGCUCGUUCAGGUUCUCGUAUCAAAUAUUGCGCCUAAUUACUGGCCAUUACUACUCGAGGAUGCCAACAGCGGCAAGAACUCCGGUCUGAAGCUGUUACUGCAUUGCCUCUCCAGCGUUACCGGAGUAAACGCUAUUCUCCUCCGUCUAGGCGCUCUAAUUCAAGAAGCAAAGUCAGAAGCCGCUGGCAAGACACAGCGGCCGGAUGAUGCCUUGAACCUCGAUAUUUACCUUGACUUGCUCUGUCGUGUUCUUCAAGGCAAUCGAUGGCUCAUCGAAGCAUGGGAGGUUGCGGCCUCAGGGCAGGAUGCGCCAGCACGGGUGAGGCCCGCUGUGCAACUGACCCUCGCAACCCUCGGUAGUGGCCGGAUCAUUUCACUUUCUGCCGAGGCUGAGGAAAUCGUUAAGACCAGCAAACUCAGCAGGCGAGCUGAAAAUAUCUGGCUUGCCGACUCACUACAGUACACGCUCUGGCUCGGUCAGAAUAUUGCUACAUGGCUGCUGUCAGACAUGGCUUUGAAGGAGACAAAGUUUGCUUCAGAGUUCUUCGUCAAGGCCCGAAGCCUUGGUCAUUCUGAUGCCCUGAUUGGACAUAUUCUGGAACAACUGGUCCUGAAGGACGGGACUGACCCGACGAGGCUCAGUCCUCUGUUGAGCAACUUGCCUCAAACUACGCAACGCCAAGUCAUAUUCUCCAUCUUGAAGCUGCUUUCCGCCAAAUACCUUGAUCGCUUAGGACGAUGCGAAUUAGAGGAAAACAAGCCGCUUAUAUCCGCUGUUUCUGGUGCCCUCAACUUAAUCCUUGGUGCAGACGAGAACGGGAGAAGGCACCUGGUCGACUGGCUGACCGGCUCUAGUGGGGCUGGCAUUGGGGAAGGGGUUGCGAUCCGGCGAGCCGUAAUAGCUGUCGUUUCACAGAAUAAAGAUGAUAUUGUGGCUGUCCUCGAGAAAAGUCUGAGCCAGUUUGGGGAAUCACUCUACAUAAAGCAUUCCCCAAUGCUGCAGCAGGAAGCCCAUGCUCAGGUUCUGCUCCUGAGUGCCGGCUACGUGCACAGAUUAUGGCCGAUCAGGUUGACAAUGCUUUUGCGGUCCAGUGUCUGGCUCAACGCCAUAUCGAACCGCCUGGCUGCCCCCCACCAAAGGGCUCGCUUCCUCGGUAUGGUCGUCGGCGAGGGUCUCUCUGGCCUUGUUGAUAAAGGAGACAAGAGGCUCAAUUUUCACAUGGAGGAGACGGACGAGGGUGAGGGGCUAUGGUAUAAGGGGCUGACCGAAGUCUCGGAUGAGAUUGGCCCUUUGGAUCCUCUUUGGAAGCCUCAAAUCAAGACACGGUCAAAGGGCGAUCGACCAAAGCCGGCGAAAAAGCCAGAAACGAGACCAGCAACCAAGCCCCCGCAGACUGGUUUUAUCAUUGAGGAAUUGAGUGACGAGGAGGCACCUGAAAUAGAUGACAUCGUCCCUUACGCAAAGCCGGACUCGGACCCAGAAGACUCAGACGAAGACCCGACCUUGAUCAGGCGUGAUAAGCCGAAAGCCCCCGUCUACAUCAGGGACCUAAUCAAAUACCUCCGAGAUACAGACAGCUACGAUCAUCAAAAGCUUGCACUGUCAACCGCACCAACCCUUAUUCGGCGAAAAGCGAACUAUGGAACAGAGGUUUCGGAGCAUGCAGACGAACUCGCUUCUCUACUCGUGGGACUCAGUGAUAGGUUCGAGAUGCCAGACUUUGAUGAGCUGCGACUUCAGGGGAUGAUUGCUAUUGUCGUCGCCAAGCCGCACAUCAUGGGCCAGUGGUUUGCUAAAACCUUUUUUGAAGGGGACUAUUCCAUCUCACAACGGGCCGCGAUCCUCGUCGUCUUGGGACUCAGUGCUCGCGAGCUCGCAGGCCUUGAGAGGUCAGAUUACACCGCGAACGCAGAAUUCCCCUCUAGGAGGCUUCCAGAACGAGUCGAAAAGCUCUAUCUCAGCCAAAGCCCGUCCACAAGCCAGUCAUCCUCAACCCUGAAACCCCUCCCGCCCAAUGCACUUGACGGCAUAGCCAGCUCUCUCACGUCUUCCUUUCUGGCUCCGCUAGCAGCCAGCGCCGCCGAUGCGGCCACCGGCCCCGACAUCCUCAAACUAUCCACUGUUACAUCCCAGCUGCAGGAAGCUGAACAGCGACAAGAAGGUCUCAAAGGUCCCAGAAUAACAAAGCACAAAUCCCUCAGCAAGCCCCGUGUCCGCUCCAUCCCGAAUACCACCGCCAGCCUCAUCGCCACCUCCUUCUUUUCACCACUGAUAGCCCGCUUCCAAGCGGCUCUGCACGCGUCCCGCAGCCGGGGCAUCCUCUUUCACUCGCAUCUCCUCGCGCUUUACCUCAAAACGCUCGCCCUGCUCGUGCACGCUGCCGGGCCCAGCACUUUGUCUCUGCCCGAGAUGACGGCCGAGCUGUGGCGGCUGCUCCUCGGCACGAGCGUGCGUGCUGCGGCCGUCGGCGAUCUUGCUGUGACGAGGGCGGUGCUGUUUGGCUUCAUGGCGCUGUUGGAGGUGAAUGAGAACCGGAUGAGGGACGUCUGUCAGGAACUUGGGCGCGAGGUGGUUGAGGCCGAGGAGUGGACUGCGGGGGUCUUUCAGAGGUUACGAGGAGGCGAUGAGGGCGAGGAGGAGGAAGGGGUCAAGAUGCUGGCUGCUGGGGUGUUGGUUAGGUUGAGAGAGGGGAUUGAGAAGUGGAGGUUGGUGCUGGUGGGGGAUUUGAUUGGAUUUGGGUGAUGGCGAGAUGGUUGAUGAUUGUGGGAUACCGACGAAGUAUUGAGGGGGGGGAAUUUCGCAAGGUUGUUAUUUGAUUCUAUGUCCUUAUUCAGUGAGCAGAUAUCAAGCCUAGGAAUUAUGAUCAUUCUUGCCCAUUGUCAAGAUUUACAUAUAUUGCAUAUAAACGUCCAAGAAAGUCGAGCAACGUCUCUCUGAUCGGUUUUCACCAGGCAGGAC